AUGAAAGCCACCCACCGUGAAGGCGAAUCGAUUGCGGAGAAGCGUACAAGACGAGAGAAAGAAGUUAUUACAGAUGAUGAAGAGGGUUUGCUGUGGUCAAAAAGCUUGCUGGGAGACAAAACUGCUCAAAGUUUGGUUUACACAAUUUAUUUUAUAGCGGAAAAAUAUUCGGGUUAAGAGCAUGUGAACACAGACAGUUAAGAUUAAGCAACUUUGUCAUAGAAAACAAUUAUAGCGAUAAAGAUAAAGAGGUGCAGCGAUGUACUAUCGCCGAAAAGUUUGUUUUGUCGAACAGUACAUUCACUAACUGUUCCUUUAACAUUUUGUUUGCCGGAAAUAAGUAGUACUAAGUCAAUUGUAUGUGUGUUAUUGUUAGUGUGAUUAAAAAAGCAACAUAUUUUGUUGUUUGAAGUGUGAUUUAAUCUUUUUUGUGUAUUUAGAAGUUAUUUCUACAGCUUGCUGUCUUUAGAAAUAAUUCUAAACAUAGCAAUUAGAUAUAUUUGCAUAAUCUUUUGUUUGUACCCCUCAAUUUCCCUAUUGUUCAAGCCCUUCCCACUUGAAGUAAUUAAAGUCUUGGUCUAGACGGGGUAUCUAGAUAGAUACACGUGAUGUAAAUUACACCAUGUCAUUGGCGGAAAUGCUAUGAAUAUCUAAUGAUGUGUGAGAAUAUGUCUUCAACGUUUUUAUUCGAUCAAAUCCUGAAGUAAUUACAAAUUACUGGUUAUUAUCUUUUAAUAAUGCUUUGUGUUUUUGUAGAUCCCAAUCCCAACGUAGCACUUGGAAAACCUGCUUCUAUGUCAUCACAUUGGACGACGCAUAGUGGACCUGCAAGUGUUGCGGUUGAUGGCAACAGAAGUGGAAUAUUUCUUCAAACCAAUUUUGAAUAUGGAUCAUGGGUAAAAAUCGAUUUGCUAAAAGAGGUAUUGCUUGCUUUUCUCACAUAAACUGUUCUUUCUAAACUGCUUUACUACAGGAAAACACCGGAACACUUAUAAAAAAAAACUCGUGGUUUUUCGCAGACUUAAUCUUGAAGCAUUCUUCUUAGAUGCAUGCGACGACUGAGAUAAAAUUCUAGCAAGACAGCCACAUAUAGGGCAGGAAGCUAGCCAUUUGAACACGCAAUAAGCAUUAUCCCAUAUUCAUUGCUAAUCUUUCAUUCGUCUUAUAUAUUCUGCAUAUUUUCUCAAUAGUUCAUUUGAUGAAACGUAUUGUGAAAGAAAGGUUGAUUUUUUGGUUAAUUGACUACGUGUAUAUCCAUGAAGGGACCGGUCAUAAAGUAACUGCUAGGGUUUGAUGGAGUGAUUUUUGAUGGGCCAUGGAAAAUAUUUGGGCAGUUCCGAUGGGCCUCCAAUUUUUUGUAUGUCCACGGUUGAGCGACCAAACAAAAACCCAUGUUAAUUAUAUAUUACAUAAACUAAGAUAUUAAUAAUAAAAGUAAACAAAACUAUCCAAAUUAUCAAAUUCAAAAUAUGCUAUUGAAGCUAGUACUUUGAAGUGGUCGAAUCUCAGGGAAUACAACCAACUGGAGAGCUGCUCAGUAUCUUAAUUGGUGAUGAAUAUGUUGGUCAGGCUUGGUGGAAUUAUAUAUGUCAAUACAGUGCCAGUGUAUAUUUACAAUGUUCAUACCUGCAAGUUUUUAUUUUAUUAUAAAUGUGUAUUUUCCCAAUUUAGAUUGAGUGGGUGGGUCAUUAAAUAAAUUUGGUAAGAUUAGAUGGGCUUUGAAAUUUUUAUCUACAUUCUAAGAUGGGUCACCAAACUUAUUCACAAAUUUGUGAUUUACCUCCAGCCCACCCUAGCAAUUUCUUUAUGACCAGUCCCUAAGGUUGACUGAUUUAUUCAAUGUCAUUAAUGUUAAUGUUAAUGUGUUUUCGCCGUAUAUUUUUUUGUCAAUUAUUGAGUCAAAGAUGUAUAUGCAUGGUCCCAGUCUUAUUUCUGCAAUUUUGGCGGUAAGAUAAACUGGGGUUGUUUGCACCACUAAGAAUUGUUAUGGGCAAAGUUGGCAAAGAUCCACGUUGCCUAGAAUGAACUCAAGAUGAAGACACUAAACCAGAGUGUGGAAACGUUGGGUCGCGAGUGCCAUUCGACGAGGCUUUUUCAUUGGCCCACAAAAAUGAACAUUAAUGAGUAUAAUGUCUCCAGCUAUAGGGCACUCGGAGACAGCUUUCCUCCGCCAGCGCGCGAAUUUAUUUAUUUAUUAAACUUCGCCACUUACAACAAACAAGUGGCAGGGUCACCACAACAGUGGACACCAAUUACUGUGAGCCCUUAAAAAAUUGCUAAAUUCUAAGAAUACAACAUAAAACAACAUAUAUAUCGCAAUACAAAACUACAUCGCACAGUACAAUAUUGAAUGUUAUGCAGUGCAGUGCAAUGCAAUGCAAUACAAUGAAACGCAACACAACACAGCGCAUAUGCAAUGCAAUACAGCGCAAUGCAAUGCAAUACAACGCGACGCAAUGCAAUGCAAUGCAACGCAAUGCAAUGCAAUGCAAUGAAACGCAAUGCAAUGUAACGCAACGCAAUGCAAUGCAUACAUAGCAAGAAUAAGAUUCAACUUCCACCGCCACCAACAAUAUUAUAGUUUAUCGAGCUAACCAAUUACAUGCACACCAGGUCAGCGAGAUGUAGCGGUACGGCGAAAGCCAAAUUCCAAACUCGUUAAAAAUAACAAGAGAUUGGACUAGCCAAACUUCUAGCCUUGUUGUACUUCAGGCAGAUAGAUUUCAUGUCCGUGGAUUAUCAUGAUCAGAUUUAAAGCGGAUCGGAUCGGUGAUAAUCGAGUAAUAAAGAUUUAAAUUUGACUAAGCUUGAAGAUUGAUGUCUCAGUUCAUCAGGCAAAAUGUUCCAUAUCUGAUUAUGAACGAGCGUUGGAAUGGCACCGUUCUGCAUUUCGUCUCACGGAGCAGGAUGCUUUCUGGGUUGCUCGUGGCUCAUGUUGUUCUCACGUGUUCCCAACGUUCAUUUCUGGAAUAAUGUCAUCGCUAACAUGUACCAAACCAUUCAUCAUCUUGAAUAAAAACAGGAGAUCUAAAUAUUCUUGUCAGAAACUAAGCGGUAAUAACGGUAAUAAUUAAGUUAUGUAUCAUGCAUAAAUUAUAAAAGGGCUAAUUACGCAUUCAAUUUACUCUGUUCGGCAAAGCAAGCUUAAGGGAAACUUGACCAAACUCCAAAUUUGACCAAAAUUUAAUGAAUUUGUCCUUGGGCAAUGUCAUUAGUCUCACUGAUUUUCGUAUUAAUUAGUGUGGUAUUUUUUAAUCGUCUUUAGUCUCACUGACUUUCGUAUUAAUUAGUGUGGUAUUUUUUAAUCGUCAAACAUGCACAGACAGAUACACAUGCAAAUAACCACACAACGACUAGGCCAUUGCAAGGUGGGGGGUGGGGGUGGGGGGGGGAAUGCAAUAAUCAUUCGGUAUUUAAUAUUUGCAUCAUUGCACUAAUUGUAUUUAGGAUACGGUUUCAACUGUGAUCGUGGUGAACAGAAGAGAAUGCUGUUUUUGGAGGAUAAAUGGUUUCAAGGUAUCCGUUGGGAACAAUGGUAACAAGGCGGGGUCAAAUACAAAAUGUGGUAGACGAUCAAUAGCUAAAGAGGGGCCAAAUAUUAUCCAAUGUCCCAAGAUGCUACGAGGAAGAUAUGUAUUCGUGUAUAUGCCAAAGAAAAGGUGGACUACAAUGGCCCUGCUUGAAGUCGAGGUGUAUAGACGAAGAACGACAGAAUAAUUUUUCAAUUUAGUCACAAUUAACGAAGUCACGAAUAACCAGAUAAUAUACUUUGAUCUGUAUACCUGCAAAUUUUAA
Paramuricea clavata is the source of this 3795-nucleotide messenger RNA. The record is from the annotation of a GenBank genome assembly. NCBI's taxonomy places the organism in Eukaryota, Metazoa, Cnidaria, Anthozoa, Malacalcyonacea, Plexauridae.